GUCCUGAUGCCAAGCGACCCCCAGGUGGUGGUGGUGGUGGUGGUGGCGGUGGAGGCGGCGGUGGAGGCGGCGGCGGCAGCGGCGGUGGCGGUGGUGGUGGUGAAGUUGGAUUUAUGGGCGGCCCUCCAAUGGGUGGCCCAGGCGGUCCUCCGGGGGGUGGAGUGCCACACCGUGGUCUUGGUGCAGUGGAUUCCGAAGAAAUUCAGGUUCCAGACAAGAUGGUCGGCCUUAGAGGAGCACGUGGCGGGGAGGCAGUCGAUUCCGAAGAGAUCAGGAUCCCUGACAAGAUGGUUGGCAUGAUUAUUGGAAGAGGUGGUGAACAGAUAACACGACUUCAGAGAGAGAGUGGUGCAAAGAUACAAAUGGCCCAAGAUAGUGGAGGAAUGCCUGAGAGACUUUGCACCAUAUCAGGUCCAAGAGAAGCCAUUAACCGUGCCAAGGAGAUGGUUUUUGAAAUUGUCCAGCGUGGAGACAAUCCUGCUGAUCGCCGCAACAGAGGCAUGGGUGGUGGUGGUCCCAUGGGCCCUCCAGGAAUGGAGAUGGGAGGAAAUGCUUCAACAGUGGAGAUAAGCAUUCCUGGGCCCAAAGUGGGACUCAUUAUUGGGAAAGGAGGAGAAACCAUAAAGCAGUUACAGGAGAAGUCUGGAGCCAAAAUGGUUAUCAUCCAAGAUGGACCACAACAGGAAAAUGAGAAGCCUUUGCGCAUCACUGGAGACCCACACAAGGUUGAAAUGGCAAAGCAGCUUGUGUAUGACUUGAUAGCUGAGAAGGAAACCCAAGCAGCUCAGUUUGGGAACCGCGGCCGUGGACGAGGUGGAGGUUUUGGUGACCGCAGAGGAGACCGAGAUCGCAGUGACCGUGGAGACAGGGACCGCAGAGAUAGGGACAGGGAGCGUGAUGAGUACGGAGGGGGUGACGAGAGGAACUCUCACGAGUUCGAUCCCCAACAGGAGCGCUUUGCUGGUCGUGGUGGACGAGGUGGUUUCAAUAAUGACUGGGGUCGUGGUGGGCCAGGGGGACCCCCAGGUGGUCCAAUGGGCCGUGGUGGCUUUGGACCUGGAGGCCCAGGUGGUCCAGGGGGACCUGGAGGAAUGGGAGGACCUGCUGGACCAAUGGGCCGUGGAGGACCUAUGGGAGGACCCAUGGGAGGAGGCGGACGUGGAGGACCUGGAGAGAAAGUGGAGGCCUUUAAUGUUCCUGCAAACAAAUGUGGCCUAGUGAUUGGUAAAGGAGGUGAAACUAUUCGUGGCAUCAAUCAGCAAACUGGUGCACACUGCGAACUUGACCGUCGCCCUCCAAGUAAUCCGAGCGAGAAGACUUUCAUCAUUCGUGGCAGUCCUGAGCAGAUUGACAAUGCAAAAAAACUGAUUGCAGAAAAGGCAGGCAUGGCUGGUGGAGGGCCUGGUCAGAAUGGCAACAGUAAUCUUGCACCACAGGGCUGGGGCAAUGCCUACCAACAGUGGAACCAAGGCCAUCCAAAUGACCCAACCAAACAAGCAGCAGAUGCAAAUGCAGCUGCAUGGGCAGCCUACUAUUCACAGUACUAUGGUGGGCAGCAGAAUCAGAGCAACCAAAGCAGUGCUCCUACCAAUAACCAACCACAGCCUAAUGCCAGUCAACCUACCUCAGGUCCAGCAGCUGGGGGUCAGCCAGACUAUUCGGCACAGUGGGCCGAUUACUACAGAAGUAUGGGAAUGCAUAGAGAGGCUGAAGCCAUUGAACAGCAGGCCAAAGGAAUGAAAGUUGGAGGCCCUGCCUCAAAUGCAACACCACAGCAGGGUGGAGGUGCACAGCCAGCAGCCCCAGGAGCAGCAGCAGCAGGUGGCACAGGAGCACAAGAUUAUUCCCAACAGUGGAUAGAGUACUACCGGACACAGGGCAUGCACGCAGAAGCUGAUAAGAUUGAGGCACAGAUCAAAGCUUCUAAGGGAGGAUUGGGUGGGGCAACGGCAGUCCCCUGUGCCCCACCUCAGCUUGGAGGAGCUCCUGCAGCACCAGCAUCAGCACCAGCAGUACCUGUCACCGGUCAAGUUCCUGCUCAGCAGACAGGUGCCGGCAUGACAGACUACUCCCAACAGUGGAUAGAGUACUACCGCUCACAGGGUAUGCUCGCUGAGGCGGAUAAAAUUGAGCAGCAAUUGAAGGCUGCUAAGGUUAGUAAUGGGGCACAUACUUGAAGACAAACUGGCCUG
This is a messenger RNA of Penaeus chinensis, 2192 nucleotides long. It is a transcript of the gene Psi, whose product is annotated as far upstream element-binding protein 2-like. Gene Ontology annotation, cellular component: nucleus; cytoplasm. Gene Ontology annotation, biological process: regulation of DNA-templated transcription. NCBI's taxonomy places the organism in Eukaryota, Metazoa, Arthropoda, Malacostraca, Decapoda, Penaeidae. Gene Ontology annotation, molecular function: mRNA binding. The record is from RefSeq and is a predicted model, not a curated record.